UGCAAGUCUAGCUUGGUCGAAUAAUACCAAACUGGUCUAGAAAAAUUUAUUGUUCUCUUUUUCUCUCUCAUUGUGCUCAUCUAAGACAUGUCUAUCCUGAGCAACAACAGUAGCAGCAAUGGUGCACCCUCAUUUCAUGAGUUCAAGAAACAAGCUUCUUUCUUCUUUAAGGAGAAGAUUAAGACUGCAAGAUUAGUCCUCACAGAUGUUACACCAGCACAGCUAUUGACUGAAGAAGCUACAAAUGGAAAUCCAUGGGCACCAGACACUAGGACCUUGGGUUCAAUUUCAAAGGCUGCUUUUGAGCUUGAUGAUUAUACAAGAAUUGUGGAGAUUUUGCACAAAAGAUUACUGAAGUUUGAAAGGAAGAACUGGAGGGUCUCUUACAAUUCUCUGAUUGUAGUAGAGCACUUGUUGACUCAUGGACCAGAGAGUGUUGCAGUUGAGUUUGAAGUUGACAAAAAUGUAAUUGAGCAGAUGGGAAGCUUCCAGUACAUGGAUGAAAAAGGAUUCAAUUGGGGCCUUGCUCUUAGGAAGAAGUCAGGGAGAAUAGUGAAGCUGCUAGAGAAAGGUCCUCUUCUCAAAGAAGAGAGAGACCGAGCUCGGAAGCUAACAAGAGGGAUUCAAGGGUUUGGAAGCUUCUGCCAAAGAUCAUCUGAUUCUCCAGCACAAGGCAUUUUAAGAGAAUCAUCCUUUGAAACAUAUGGAAGGUCUAAUUCUCAAUCUCACUUCAGCAACCAUGAAAAGCAAGAAAAUCAGUUUCCAUCCCCCACCGCGGAUGAUUUUACUAAGAAAGUUGAAGAAUCAAAGCAGAGCAAUGAAAAUGUUGUGAUCAUUGAGGCUGGCAAGGGAGCAGAGAAUUCAAGUUCUUGUGGUAGCUUUGGAGAUGGUGAGGUGGGUCAGAAACCUGAAACUCAAACAAGUUUUAAAGAAAACAUGAUUCCAAACAAGGAAGAGUUAGAUAGAUGGAACUGCAUGGGGGAGUCUAAUCCACUUUUGGGUGGUAAGAGAGAUGGGACCAGAGUUGAAAAUUCUGCUGAAGACGAACACCCUUUCAAUGAAAUUAACAAUCAAAGUGCUGCUUCAUUGAUUGCUGCAAGUAAUGCUCUAAUAUAAAAAGAAGAAAAGAAAACUGUCUGCAAAUUUCUUCCACUGAAUGUGGAAUCAGCUACUUGGUUGAAAUUUAAAUGUUCCUAUAUUAUAUAAUGUGUAGUUUGAAAAUUAGGCAA
This is a messenger RNA of Prunus mume (Japanese apricot), 1229 nucleotides long. Its product is annotated as ENTH/VHS family protein. The record is from RefSeq and is a predicted model, not a curated record. Gene Ontology annotation, biological process: endocytosis. Gene Ontology annotation, molecular function: clathrin binding; phospholipid binding. Lineage: Eukaryota; Viridiplantae; Streptophyta; Magnoliopsida; Rosales; Rosaceae. Gene Ontology annotation, cellular component: endosome; plasma membrane; clathrin vesicle coat.